UGCUCCGCGGCUAAUGAUAGCAAGGUUAACGAAUAGGGAUUUAAUUCACUUUCGGUCUUAUCUGACACUCCGGGGGUCUACCAGAAGCUGCAGGAGGACUUAAUUUUGUCGAUACCCUCAUUUUUUCCUGCUACAUUCCCACCGAGGCGAGCAGCGAGAGCGAGAGACCCCCGCUAAUCCCGAGAAGUGGGAAGCGGCCUGCUUUCUUAGCCGGCUUCCCGGUCCAGCUCAGGCGGCUAGCACUGUCACCAGAGCCCGGUGCUUCCGCUGGCUUAUUUUUCUCUACACCGAAAGAAGCAUCGGAGCUUUGAAAUUAUUUUUGUUUUAAUAACCACCGCUUGUCUUUGACCUAUUUCUAUCCACAUCGACCCGCAGCUGUCGACGUUUCUCACCAAAGAGGACCAUUUCAAACCGGGGCGGCCUGUUUUGUUUUCGAGCCGCCAUGAAUCUCCGCGAACAAUAACACAGCCGUAACGAGCCUGCUGGGGCUGCACCGCCGAGCGAAAUAAGAGACACGGAUGCCUCUGUGUGGGGUAAUAAAUGCACCGUGUGAUACCAGCUCUGGACCGGCGUGAACACCCGGGGCGAGCAUGCAUGUGGACUAUGGAAUAUCGGGGGGAAAAGCAUUGCAGACCGGAGCACUUUGUCACGAAAGCCCCCGUUUAAAUUUCGGAGCUGCUGCUGCUAGCUAACCAGCUGUAAGUAACGUUAAAAGGCCACUGGUGGAGGAAAGGGCGCCACACGAUGCUUUGUCUAAUCACAACUCACGGAUUGUAUGGAAACAAACCGAACCGACUUGGGUGAACCGACGUUUUUAUGCAUGGUUGGCCUCCCCGUGAAUGCAGUUAAUAAUCGCUCCUAUCGGAAGCAGCAGUGCUUUUAGAGCUGGGGCGCAUUGGGGAUGGAUUGGAUGUGACUGGGGGAUGAGUAACCUCGAUUGCUCUGUGCACAGACUGCUAUAUAUGUGGGAUUUACCGACUGGGAACUGAAACCGUUACAUCCAUCUAUGCUCUCUUCAAAGCCACCAGACUCCCUUGACAAAAACACUAAUUUUACCUCACACAACACUGGAGUUGCGGCUAGUUUGUGUUAUUGCGCGGCUUUGGUGUUUUAACGUAUUCGUACAAAUUAACGGACCGGACCGGACUGGGGCCCCGGGCCAGGCAGCUGAGAUGAACCCGGUGAAUGCGACCUCUCUCUACGUGUCCGCGAGCCGUUCGGUGCUGCAGUGCGACCCCCGAGACCCCCGGGCCCUCGCGGAGCUCUGCAAGCUGCUGCCGUUUUUCCGACAGUCCCUGUCCUGCUUGGUCUGCGGUAACUUGCUGCAGGACCCCAUCGCUCCCACCGACUCGUCAUGUCAGCAUUACGUCUGUCGAGGCUGUAAGGGUCAGAGGAUGCAGCUGAAGCCGUCCUGUAGUUGGUGUAAAGACUAUUCCCGCUUUGAGGAAAACAGGCAGCUCUCCUUGCUUGUCCACUGUUACAGGAAGCUCUGUCUCUACAUCACACAGUCGCCACUCGCCCCGCACAUAGCCAGCGCUGCCAGUGACUCGCCGGACCUCCAGGCCAUCCUCAACGAGGGCCUCACGUUGGCCGAGAGCGAGCCAGAGGCGGAGGACAUUUCAGAUUCAGUCGGGCCGUCACAAACAGCCUCCACCUCUGACGUCGUCCAGCCCAGCGAGGCUCCUCCUACAAAGGAGCUGAAGGGGGAGGAGCCGAGCCCCGUGAGCAUUAACGGACUGCAUGAUUGUAACGGCCUGGUCAGUUCGGACACUCUGCAACCCAUCACCAUAGAAACAGGUGGAGGUGUUGCUAAGCAGGAGAGCUUCUCGGGGGAGAUCCCGGUGUGUGUGAGUGUCACGGGGACUGGGGAGGCGGGGCUUUGUGACAUCAGCACUUUUGGGGAUGAACUAAAACAUGGAGGGGGGCCAUUGUUGUUGAGUGUUGAGGAGGUGCUCAGGACUCUGGAGACGGACCCUGACCCCACACCCGAGCCCAACCCCCAGCCAGACUGCCCCCCCUCUGUACCUCAGUCUAGCCUCAACGGGUCUCACUGCCCAUCAGGGCCGGACUCCUCCCGCCUCAUCCCCUCCCUCCCCCCAGAGAACAGCACUCGUCCCCUCCAGCCUCACCCUCAGCCAUCCUUGCAGCCCCCCCCUCAGCCCUCCACAGUCGUCCCUCGUGUCCCCCCUCGGUGCCACCGCAAACGUUCCCGUUCAGAAAGCGACAGCGAGAAAGUGCAACCCCUCCCCAUCUCCAGCCUCCUACGAGGGCCUCCCCUCGGUGCCAACAGCUCCCCCCACCACCCUAACCCUGGUGCCACCACCAAACAGGAGCCUAAAUUUCCUGCAGCCCCGCCCCACCCCCACCUGGCCCCGGUGCCUAACGGUGGACCCCCUAAAGUGGGCAAGGCUGUGCUCGUCUCCAACAAGGCACUGAAAAAGACUGUGGAGCAUCACGGGGCCACUAAGAAGGCUUAUACCAAGGCCAGACAAGGGGUCCCCAAGCCCCGCGCACAGCCCCGUGACCGGGUGCCCCCACACCCCCACGCACACCCGCUGACACACCCACCCAGCCCCUCGAAGCCACUGUAUAAAAAGCCUGUGGAGAAGAAGGGCUGCAAGUGCGGCCGAGCCACACAGAACCCCUCCGUGUUGACCUGUAGGGGGCAGCGCUGCCCCUGCUACUCCAACCGCAAGGCGUGUCUGGACUGUAUCUGCCGCGGCUGCCAGAACUCCUACAUGGCCAACGGAGAGAAGAAGCUGGAGGCCUUCGCCGUGCCGGAGAAAGCUCUGGAACAAACCCGACUCACGCUGGGAAUCAACCUCACCAGUAUCACCGCGGCGGCCCUCCGCAGCCCGGCCACCAGCUCCCCUGGCAACACCCUCCUCAACGUCACCGCGGCCACGGGGGCGCCCGUCACCGCCACCUUCCUGUCGGGGGCGGGGCACGACAACAGGGGCUUUGACGAUUCGCUGGAGAUGCGGUUUGACUGUUGAGGUCCCGCCCCUCCUGUGAUCAGUCGUCACGCACAUUCCCCGCCCCGCCGGCUGGGCGUUAUCCAUCGGGUCGUGCCAGGGACCUGCAGUGGCGGAGCCAGAACAAGGCAGCUACAGUGACAGGCGGUAGUGAGGGUCACCAGCUGAAGCUGAGGGUUUGCCCUCCGUCCAUCGCCCGAAACUGCACCAUGCUUGUGGUCUCGCAUUACAGAUGCAGCGUGGAAGAGAAGAAGGAAAAAGAAAGAGGAGAUGUAGCGUUACUGUAUGUGCAGCGAUUUCAUUUCAGCGGGGAUAGAGUUUCUUUUCUUUUGUUUUCUUCUCUACUGUGGGUAAAAUGUGUAGAGCAUGUUGUGUAGCAAAGUCGGGAGUGUCGACCACGGUCACACGCCUCCGUGUGUGUGUGUGUGUGUGUGCGAGCAUGUGAGUGUGUAUGUAUGAAGGGAAGGGUUUGGUUUGGAGAUGAACCUUUAUUAGCAGGAACGGAGACAUCAUCAUUAUCGCCACCAUCAUCAUCAUCAUCAUCAGAGACUGGUGUAAUUUAUAUAAAAGAAAGAACUUUUUGUACAUGGACUUCCCAGUUUCCAUAUAAGAAGACAUUUUAUGAAAUAUUUUAUAAGUUACAUUCAAAGCAAUGGAAGCCAGUGCAGGGGGCGGAGCUGCUUUCAACCAGAAUAUUUUCCCACACGUGAACGGUAGAUUGUGUUUUGUAAACUGUAGACGACCAGAAGUAAAAACAUGACACGAUACAAACCUGAACGUAAACAUUAAAUGAUCCAGUCGCUCUUAUCUUUAAGGAUGUGAAUUUAACACCACCAGCCAAAUGUCAGGUCUGUUGAGUGUUAACACGCCGUGACACCCAAACAUCAUGCUAAGAUGUUGUUGCAUACAAAAAAAAGAAAAAACAAAACCAUAUAUUUAAGUGGUUAAAUGGUGAAUUUUGUGUGUUUAAAUAUAUCAAGGUUGCGAGAUAACCUGUCGAUCAUUUGUGUGUCCUUGUAUUAAGCACUUUUCUCACUUUUUCACACACACACACAUCUUCAAACCACCAUAUUAUACCGACCUGUUGUCACCUGUGUUAAAUGCUCUGGUUGACCGCAGGCCCCCCGCACGCUGUUUUCACAGGUUUUUGGUUUCUGAAAGCUACACACAUGCUGCUAAACACAACAAAGGACUCAAGAAGGAGAGCACAUGUUUUCCUUGUCUUUUGUUCAAUUUUUUUUUAAUAAGUUUUGUUAACAACAUUUGCAGUAUUUAUUGGACGUCUCCUACCGCAGGCUACGUGCCGGGCUUCAGUUUGACCUACUCUGCCUGUCAAGUCUGUCGAUCCAGUCUGGACUGUUUCUGUCUCGGUUAAUUUGCUGUCUUCUUCUUAGUGUUAGUUUCUGGUGUCUCCAAACUUUUUUGUUUUUGUUUUUUUUGUUUUUUUUUUUUGUUCUCCCUCGGGGCAUUUAAAUACCUGUAAUAUAACUGUAACAUA
Molecule: messenger RNA, 4473 nt
Organism: Seriola dumerili (greater amberjack)
Lineage: Eukaryota; Metazoa; Chordata; Actinopteri; Carangiformes; Carangidae
Product: E3 ubiquitin-protein ligase MSL2-like
Exons: 3
Coding region: 1173-2996 (607 amino acids)
Cellular component (GO): MSL complex
Molecular function (GO): ubiquitin protein ligase activity
Source: RefSeq, a predicted model, not a curated record